GCUAUUCACAGAGUGCCUCAUAUGAGAUGUUGAAGUGUACUUUUUCCGUUUUUCCAGUAAAUCUAUAACCAAAUAAGAACUGUAUAUCGCUCUUCCUUUUGCUGUUUGUUAUCCAUUUUUAAAUCUUCAAGAAAAAUGAAACAAUUGCUCAAAUAAUAUAUAUUUUUUUGUGAUAAAAUUUAAUAACGCUGCCCAUCAUAUCUAUUAUUGUAAACCAUUGUUUUGGUACCUGUUCAACCACCAAGUGAACCAUCAUGCACUCGCAAUCUAAAGGACCAACUACUAAAUCUCGACGAAGUCUAUCUCCUAGGAUGGAUGCUUCUGAGAAUCGCGGCAGUUCGAAAAGUCGCCGUGAAAAUGAUAGUAGCUCCACACGGCAUAGUUCAUCUUCCAGUAAAAAAACUUAUCACCACCACUAUUCACGGGAAUCAAGAAAUAUCAGUCCGCAGCGCCAGGAAGGAAAGCGGGAAGGAGUGAAGAGGAAAUACGAAAACGAUGCCAAACAUCAUUCGACCAGUUCAGUAUCUAGUAAAAGACCUUCAAGAGAAGAUAAAUCAAAGAAAACUGGACCAACACGUUCAAGCAGUAACAAUGCCAACCAUGUUAAUGAUGCCAAAAAUGUAGAAAAAUCUGAGAUGGAUUUAGAGGGAAGCGCUUCGGAUGAGCAAGAGAUGCUCAAACUUAUGGGUUUUGGUAACUUUGAUUCCACAAAAGGCAAAAAAGUUCCUGGGAAUAACGUUUCAGCGGUUCAUGUGAUACAUAAACGCAAAUAUAGGCAAUACAUGAACCGCAAGGGUGGAUUCAAUCGUCCUCUUGAUUUCGUGGCAUAGUCAUACGGAAGCUAUUGAGCCGGCAAAACCAGCAAACUGAGUAAUCAAGCAUCUUCAAACAAAAACAAGCAAAACUAGCAGACAAGAUAAUCAAACAGAAGCAAGAAAUAAACUCGUCCACGUUGGAGUCAAAGUGAGAGAGAUAACUAUUUUACAUCCACACAAACAACACACUUACUCACAAAUAUUAUGCACAAAAAUACUCAACAUGCCGGCAAGUGAGUCAUGAUGGAAAGAGUAGAAAGAGAGAGAAAAAUUCUGAUAAUGAAGAAAGAGGAGUUGAUGAAGAAAGCUGAAUUGCCACAACAACAAACUCACUGAACGACAACUUGCGUCUCUUUCUAUCUCUCUCUUACUGGUUUCCUUUCUUUCUCCUAUUUUUCUCUCUCUUCUGCAUCAUUUAAAUUAACAAGAGACCGAAAUGAUCGCUUUUCAGGAUUAAUCUAGAUCACACCUUAACUUGGCCUGUUUUGAUGAAAAUCAAAGGAAAAGAAUGCGUUAUCCUAUUCAAAUAAAAAAUAAAAUCAAAACAUUAAACGCUAAAUAUUUUUCCAUUCAUUGCCAGCUCACAUCUGUUAACACAUGGCACAUCAAGCACUAUGAUCACAAGUGCGUCUAUUUAAGUACCGGCUUGAUAACCUAUAGAUUAUUUCUUAAUCAAUUUUUUGUUUUUUUUAUCAAUAUGUAUACAGCUUCAAUGUAUUUAAAGCAAUUAGACCAAUGCCAUUUUAUUAUUUUCUUGAGAAAUACAUAAACAUAUUUUUUAGCCAAAGUUUGGUUGCAAUUUUUUUUAUCAAGCAUUUUUGUUUUUUUUUGAAGGAAGAUAGUGGAAAGAGAGCAAGAGAAGAAGAAAUAGAUAAUAGAUAGGAGAAGGGUAUUUAGCGGAAGAGAUUUUUAAUUAAGGGGAUGAUGCUGUUGCUUCUGCAGAACUAUUCGCUAUCUUAUUAGGAUUAGAGCAAUAAUCAUGGUGUUGAUAAAAGUAAGCAGCAAACCUAGUAGGACAUAUCCUAGUUCCAUUUAAUUGUUUUUUUGUCUUGUUAACUUUAGGUGGCUUUGCGAGUAGUGAUAUUCCAGUCACCUUCUUCUUUUUCACUUUCUUUACAUCAUUCCUUGAACUACUACAGAUCACUUUGGUUUCUUGUUUAACUACUUUCCAAUUUCCACACCUAGAUGAACAAUCGACUUUAGUAUCGGCUACUUUAAUUGUGCUGAUAGAAUUAGAUGAUGAUCUUCUCCUCUCUUGGUGGACAUUUGAAGUAAAUUGGUGGCUGCUAGUAGAGAAUUCAUUUUCUAAUGAUGGACUAAGUGAAACAUCAAAUAGAGAAAAAUUGUCAUCC
Molecule: messenger RNA, 2167 nt
Organism: Tetranychus urticae (two-spotted spider mite)
Lineage: Eukaryota; Metazoa; Arthropoda; Arachnida; Trombidiformes; Tetranychidae
Product: U4/U6.U5 small nuclear ribonucleoprotein 27 kDa protein yantar
Biological process (GO): RNA splicing
Cellular component (GO): precatalytic spliceosome
Source: RefSeq, a predicted model, not a curated record